Aspergillus wentii DTO 134E9 is the source of this 1245-nucleotide messenger RNA. RefSeq lists its product as uncharacterized. The record is from RefSeq and is a predicted model, not a curated record. The transcript has 3 exons. The coding region runs from base 1 to 1245 and encodes 414 amino acids. Lineage: Eukaryota; Fungi; Ascomycota; Eurotiomycetes; Eurotiales; Aspergillaceae.
AUGAACGACACCUCCGUUGAAGUGCCCAUCAUGCUCAGUCCGGAACAUUCGUCCUACGAGGACAUCGCCAAGCUCAACCCGUUCUAUGAAGAGUAUAGGGCUUUCUGGAACACCUCGUCUGAUACGAGCACCAUCUCUUCUUAUUCCAGCUCUUCAUCUUCUUCCGCUUGUUCUUCUCAUUCGGCCCACUCGGACAUCGAUCCAUCGUUUCACCCUUUGGAAAUGUCAUCGUCUCCCUCGCUGCAUCAAAUACCGCCGUACGGUGCUUUGUACGUGCCGGACAGACUCCAUGUCCCAGUCCACGACGGCAAACAGUAUCAACCAUCUUACGAAGUGCACGACGAAUGCAAUGUUAGUCAGAUUGCUACUCUCGAGUAUGAAGACAGCUGCAAGCUGCCCAUCGAAGGGCCAAUGGAGUCUCUUGAAAUCGACUUGUUUGAUCUUGAUCUGGCCGAUGAAUCUGCCCAGCAAGCAAAGAAGCCUCACAAGAAGCUUUUUGGAGAGAAAGGCUGGCUGGGCUGCACUUCCGAUCUGCAGGAUCUGCCCAACGACAAGUCCAAGCAAAAGAUCUUCAAGGGGUUGGGAAAGAAGAUCAAGCAGCAUGUCGAAGAACUUGCUGGAGACAUGGCGGCCAAGGCCUAUCCCAAUCCAUUCCAUCAUGCAUCUCGCCGUCCGAAUAUCGUGCCAAAGUCGACUGUCCCCAUCUCGCUCGAUCCUCCAACACAAGCAAAGCUCUACUCCGACAUGGAAGUCAUGAUCUGCGUCAGUACCAACAAGUUUCUCGUUCAGCAGUACAGCGAAGGUCGAAUCUCCGAGGAAUCCAUCAAGAAAGUCACCAACUUCUGGGGAUCCAAGAACCGGCCACAGGUCAUCGAGUUCCAGUUCGACCAGGCGACACAGCGCCAGCUCAUCUUGUCCAAUGUCCGGACCUUGUGCUUCAACGGAGAGAGUUCGACCAAUCCCAUUCUUCUCAAUUCGAAUCUGCACAACUGGAAAGCAAUCGUCAAGGAGAUGAGCGUCCGCACCUUCUGUGCUCCCGACAGCGUCAUUCGAAAACACAUGCACGACAUCCACAAGCUGCUCGACAUGCUAGGGGCCCCCGCGGUGACUUUUCUUGCCUUUGAAGAGCUCCAAAUGCGAACACUAUCGUUGAUGAAGGAGCAACUGAAGCGGAGCUAUCUUCAACAGAGUGGUGACAGCAGCCUGUCCAGCUUCAAGUCCAUAGAUGACAGCAAGCUAUCUUGA